Ostreobium quekettii is the source of this 564-nucleotide messenger RNA. The record is from the annotation of a GenBank genome assembly. NCBI's taxonomy places the organism in Eukaryota, Viridiplantae, Chlorophyta, Ulvophyceae, Bryopsidales, Ostreobiaceae.
AUGUCCUCCGAGGGCGGGGCCGAUCCCAACCCCGUCCUGCCCAAGGCCCAAUUCAUCGAGGACGUGGGGGAGUACUUAAAGGGCCGCAGCGCCGACGAUGCGAUCGCGGGACUCAACGAGCACUACCGGCGGUACAAGCUGGAGGAGUCGCGGCUGCUGCAGCGGCGGGUGUACAAUCUGAGCAAGCUGCCUGAGGUGAAGAAGACGCUGGACAUCGUGAAUCUGCUGAUCCAGAAGGAGGGCGGCGACAGCGAGGUCACUGUGGACUUCGAGCUCGCAGACAACGUUUUCGCCAAGGCCACCUUUCAGGAUGUCCACACGGUGAACCUGUGGUUGGGUGCUGGUGUGAUGGUGGAGUACCCACUUCUGGAGGCCAAGGGCGUUCUGGAGGGCAGCCUCACAAACUGCAAAGCAAACCUGGAGACGAUCAAGCAGGACCUGGAGAAGAUCAAGGACUACAUAACCAUUACAGAGGUCAGCAUCGCUCGCAUAUACAACCAUGAUGUGGAGAGGAGACGGUUGGAAGGUGGCUCAUCCUCAAGAGAAAAUGCAGGCCAGGAGUGA